AUGGCCGCCGUACCACACUACCCCGAAUUUGAUUGUGAGUCAACAGCCAAAGCAGCAAGAUGGACAAAAUAUGUAAAAAGACUGAAAAACUAUUUUGUCGCACAUAACAUUGAGGAUGACAAACGGCAAAAAGCAAUCCUACUAACGUUUGUUGGCGAGGCUACGAAUGACAUCAUCGACGAAAUACCACAGGAGCAAGUCACAGUGGAAAAAAAUGAAACACAUUUCAACAAGCUUGUCUCAGCGGUGCACAACCACUUCAACCCUGAAAACAACACGGAAUACAACCGAUUCGUGUUCCGAAAAAUUAAACAAAAUAGCCCAGGCAUCGAAGACUUCUACCGCAAACUAAAGGAAGCUGCAGCUAUGUACCGUUUUUCCGACAUGGAUUCCGAGGUGAAGUCCCAACUAAUUACCGGCUGCCUGUCGGAAAAAGUCCGCCAGAAGGGACUCAUGAACUCAGAUAUGUCACUACAUGACUUAAUAAACUACGCAAGGACAACGGAGACGAUAGCGUCACACCUACAAACAAUGCGACUGGAAGACAACAACACCGCUACUGCUACAACCACCCCAAUAAACAAAGUCGCGGAUGAACAGCGCUGA
Molecule: messenger RNA, 606 nt
Organism: Acanthosepion pharaonis
Lineage: Eukaryota; Metazoa; Mollusca; Cephalopoda; Sepiida; Sepiidae
Source: the annotation of a GenBank genome assembly